Molecule: messenger RNA, 2028 nt
Organism: Malania oleifera
Lineage: Eukaryota; Viridiplantae; Streptophyta; Magnoliopsida; Santalales; Ximeniaceae
Product: CRS2-associated factor 1, mitochondrial
Exons: 5
Coding region: 425-1678 (417 amino acids)
Biological process (GO): Group II intron splicing
Molecular function (GO): RNA binding
Source: RefSeq, a predicted model, not a curated record
GAACACUGUUAGUCUACCCACCUAGGCUAACGAGGAGCGAGGGCGCUUUUCCUUGCUCUCAUAGCCUAGCAAAGUUUGAAAAAUUUUAAAUUCAGAAUGGGCGAGAAAUUGAAAGGAAAAAAGCAAUCGGCGGUGAAGGAACCACAACCGAGAAGAAGAUGAAGGAAAGGAUUUAGAGGUUGAAGAAGAAGAAGAAGAAAUUUGAAAGGAAGAUCAGCCAAACCGUGCAUCCCCUUGACACGGUUUUCCUCCUCGAAAAGAACUGUGAACCCUCUUUCUUUCUAUUCCUUCACCUUAUUUUUUUCUCUUUUUCUUUUCUUUCUCUUUCGUGUAUUUCUGUAUAAUAUUACUAUUAGAGUUACAGCCAACGCCAGCUUUAUUCCCGUCGCCGAGUCUGCUGUUCAGGUUUUUUCAUUCCCCUGUAAUGCUCAUUGCCUACUUCUGCUUCUGGACGGUGAAACAAUAUCAUAUUUUCCGUUCGCAACGAACGCUAAUGUUCAUCGUCCGCGCCCGAGUCCCACGCACUCCAAAUCUUGCUGUCGCCGCGCGCCGCUUCUCUUCCUCUACGACCCCUCUCUCCUCUAAACUCAAGGAGCUCUACUCCUUCGAAGCCCCACCCUCUGUUUCCAACAACCCUAGCCAUAACCCCGAAAUCCCAGCACAAACCGUCAAGAAGAAGAAGCAGAAGCCUUUGUACCGUCCGCCGUCUUCGCUUGAUCGGACAGGCCAGAAGCCGCUACACUCCGACCUGCCGUUCGAUUUCCGGUACAGCUACACAGAUAGCAGCCCGGCCGUGCGACCAAUUGGGCUGCGCGAGCCCAAGUACUCGCCUUUCGGGCCCGGCUGGCUUGACCGGCCGUGGACGGGAGUAUGCGCUCCGGCCGUGGACCCCACUUUGAGAUCCGUGGCUGGGGCAGAGGAUCCCAAGUUGGAGGAGAAGAGGAGGAAGAUGAGGGAGAGGGUUCUUGGGGAGCCGCUUACGGCCGCCGAGAGGAAAAGUCUGGUGGAAAAGUGUCAGAGGCACAGGACUAAGAGACAGAUUAAUCUGGGGAGAGAUGGUUUAACUCACAACAUGCUGAAUGAUAUUCAUAAUCACUGGAAACAUGCUGAAGCAGUUAGGAUAAAGUGUCUAGGUCUCCCCACUGUUGACAUGAAAAAUGUUUGCACUCAGCUUGAGGAUAAAACAAGUGGCAAAAUUAUACAUAGGCAUGGUGGUCUGCUUGUAUUGUAUAGAGGCAGGAAUUAUAAUCCCAAGAACAGGCCUGUGAUUCCGCUAAUGCUGUGGAAGCCCCAUGAACCUAUAUUCCCAAGGCUGAUUAAAACAACAAUAGUGGGCCUCAGCAUUGAUGAAACAAAGGAGAUGAGAAAGAAAGGGCUAGUCGUUCCUGCUUUAACCAAGCUUGCCAAAAAUGGUUAUUAUGGUAGUCUCGUACCUAUGGUUCGAGAUGCUUUUCUUACAGAAGAGCUGGUCCGAAUAGAUUGCCAGGGUCUUGAACGGAGUGACUACAAGAAAAUAGGCUGCAAACUUAGGGACUUGGUGCCUUGCAUCCUUGUGACAUUUGAAAAGGAGCAGAUUGUGGUAUGGAGAGGCAAGGACUAUAGGCCUGUGGAUGGCGGGCAGUUCCUUACUGCUUGGGAAUUAUUUGAUGAUCAAAGCAGCGGUGGGCUAUGGUGCUGAAGAAUGGGAGGAUUCACGCGAUUGCAGCAGUGGCGAUGGAUGGUCCCCUAAUUGCUCUAAGCACUAUUUGGGAAGAAAAAGCAACGAGUUUAUGUUUAUUUUAUUAAUUGAAAUAAUUACCUGAUCUAAUUGUUUGUUAAAAGUAUAUUAGUACCUGACGUUGUAAAGUCUUUUCCCAUGAGUGGAUUAUCGAUUUUUUUAAUGAAUCCUAACUAUUCUUCAUUCCAUAAUGGAAUAGAGAUGAAUGUGUAGAGAGUCCCCUAGAUGCUGGAAACACCAUUUGGGAGCUUGUUUAUUGUCAUUGGGUGCUUGCAUUUGGGAGGCGAAUAAAGCAAGAGAAGUUCCCAGAA